GGAUUUGGGCCGUAGUUUCUCCAUGUCAGAUACAUUGAUACAGAGGUAAUCGUUAUAAAGUUGAGUAUACCCAAUUUCAUAGAUGGAUUACCAUGUGGCAGACAUACGUGAAAUGUGGUUUAUAUAUAUUAUAAUUAAACUGCCUUAUACUGGGAUUAAGUUGUACAGGAAGCACGAGUCGGUUGUAUUAUAAUUCAUCCCACAAAACCUAUUCAAAAAGAUAGAAAAUAUAUAUACUUGCAGUACCAUGCAUAUAAUGAAAAGAUUGUUUGAAUAAAUAUCGUAAUGGGGAACGUUCAGUAUUUUGAUUGUCGACUGGUACAUUUUGCUAUAACAUAGGAUUUACAUAUUUAUACCAGAGGAGAGAAAAGGUUUAAUCAUAUGGCGAACCACAGUCUGGUUACGUCCAUGUCAGAUAUGGGAUUAGUUAGCAAGUUAAUUGUUUCAGAUGCAUGGGCUGCAUGGUGGAAGAAUUUGUAACCCACCUGCGGUUACGUGAACCACCCUACAGCGGAGAGGGGUCCAUUUUCUUGCACAUAAUUUCCCCUCAUGGUAUUCGAACCGGCGAACCCACGCAGAGUAAUCGGAGGUUAGGUGGCGAGCGUAUUACUAACGUUAAGCACAAUGCGCCACACCUUAAUCCGCCGUUCAAAUGAAUUCCAUCCCGCCCGGUCUUGACCAAAUAACAGCCUACACAGCUUUUAUAAUAUGAAAAUCUUUUUUAAGAUACACAACAAAAUGCCUAUAAAUAAUACAGAAAAAGUUGGAACCAAACCACAAUGUUCAAUAUGUGGAAAGAAAUUUUUGGCAAAGAAAUAUUUGAACUUUCAUAUAAAAACACAUCUUGCGAAAGCAAAAUUUAAAUGCACCGUGUGUAACACUGGAUUCAAGCACAAGUCACUACUUCAGAGUCAUAUGAAAGUACAUGACGAGAAUAAAGAACACAAAUGUGAAAUUUGCGCAAAAGAAUUUCGAUUUCGAAGAAGUUAUGUCAUUCAUAUGAGAAGACACCUUGGACAGAAAACUCAUCAAUGUUCGAUUUGUGCAAAAAGAUUUUUUUCAAAAUCAGAAGUUGACAGGCACAAAGUCGUUCACACGGAAGAAAGAAAAGUUUUAUGUAAAAUAUGCGGUAAAGCAUUUAAAGAUGAAAAGCGUAUGCGGAAACAUACUCUGGUACAUAGAAUGGAACAGUACAAUUGUCCAGUUUGUGACAAAAGCUUUAAUCAAGUGCAAAACAUGAGAGGUCAUCUUAAACUUCAUUCUACCGCAGAAAAAUCACACAAAUGUAACAUCUGUGAUAAAGUAUUUCGCUUCAAAUCUGGCCUGACGACACAUAUCCGAAACCACUUCAAGGAGAGAAAGCACAAAUGUGAAAUUUGCGAUAAAGCAUUUAAAGUCAUUUCUAAUCUAAGAAUACAUAUGAACGUACACUUUAACGUAAAAAACUUUUCUUGUAAAAUAUGCGCAAAGUUGUUCAAAUCGAAGACGUGUCUCGUGUCUCAUAUGGUGGUACAUUCGAACGAAAGGCCACACAAGUGCGAGGAAUGUGGAAUGGCAUUUCGACGAAAAUCUGAGCUACAGACACAUAGUCAAAUUCAUACUAAUGAAAGACCAUUUGAAUGUACUGUUUGCAAAAAAACGUUCAAAAGGAGUGGACAUUUAAAGUCACACUACAUAACUCAUACAGGCGAAAAAAAUUUAAAAUGUGAAGUAUGUGGAAAACAAUUCGGUUACGCAAACAUUUUAAAAAUUCAUAUGCGAAUUCACACUGGAGAAAAGCCUUAUGAAUGCGAUAUUUGCGGAAAAGGAUUUACUUGUAAUGCUGAUAUGAAAAGGCACAAAAGGAACAAAUAUGGAUGUGGACCUAACAAAAUUAUCAAAGAAAAAAAGAAUCCUAAAUGAGACAAUUAUAACAUUUUGUAUAAGACAGAUUUAUUGCGGUGCAAACAUGAAAAAAGGACCUCCGGAAGUAUGUGCACCAAGAUGGAGCACAACCUGAACCCCGACCUGGUACACAUACCAUGUUCAGGUUGUGCGACAUCUUAGUGCGAGAGUGCAAACAAAAAAUAACUGACUAAGCAAUAUUUUUUCUACGCAAUGCUGACAUAUGUCUCUUUUCUGUAGUGAGUUUUGAUGAAAACGUGUUUUUUAUUGUGUGUGAACGCUCAGCCAUCUGCCUGAGUAAUAUAUUCUAUGUUUUCAGUAA
Styela clava is the source of this 2206-nucleotide messenger RNA. RefSeq lists its product as uncharacterized. NCBI's taxonomy places the organism in Eukaryota, Metazoa, Chordata, Ascidiacea, Stolidobranchia, Styelidae. The record is from RefSeq and is a predicted model, not a curated record.